UUCUCGGGCCGCUCUCUCUCCUCUUUCUCCAUUCUCCCUGCUUGCGCGCGCAGCUCCGGCCUGUCCCCCUUCCCCCUGCCGCGCCUCCUGCUGUUCCCGCGCGAGCGAGCGAGGAGCGAGUGAGCCUCAGAGCGGCAGCGGCGGCGCCAUGACGGCGGAGGAGCGCGGGGCUGAGGAGAUGAGCGCGGCGGCGGCGGCGGCGGCGGCGGAGGGCCUGGACAUCACGGCCAAGAGCGACGGCGGCGUCCUCAAGGUGGUCAAGAAAGAAGGGACGGGCACUGAAUGCCCCAUGAUAGGGGACAAAGUGACCGUCCACUACACUGGAUGGCUUCUGGAUGGCACCAAGUUUGACUCCAGCCGGGACCGAAAGGACAAGUUCUCCUUCGAUUUUGGAAAAGGUGAGGUGAUCAAAGCAUGGGACAUCGUGGUGGGAACGAUGAAGAUCGGAGAAGUUUGCCAGAUUGUCUGCAAACCAGAAUAUGCCUACGGCUCUGCUGGCAGCCCCCCCAAGAUACCUGCUAAUGCCACCUUAUUUUUUGAGAUAGAACUGUUUGAGUUCAGGGGAAAAGACUUAACGGAUGAGGAAGACGGGGGAAUAAUUCGUCGGAUCCGAAAGAAAGGAGAAGGCUAUUCGAAACCCAACGAGGGAGCCUUGGUAGAGAUUGAGAUCGAAGGCCGGCACGGAGAUCGCGUAUUUGACCAACGAGCGUUGCGGUUUGAAGUAGGCGAGGCAGAAAACUACGACCUCCCUCCCGGCUUGGACAAAACGCUACAGAAAAUGGAAAAGCUGGAAGAGGCCGUGGUUUAUCUCAAGCCCAACUACGGCUUUGGAAGUUUAGGGAAACCAAAGUUUCAGAUCCCUCCCGAUGCCGACUUGCAAUAUGAAAUCAAACUCAAAAGCUUUGAAAAGGCAAAAGAGCCCUGGGAGAUGAACACCCAAGAGAAACUGGAACAAGGCAGCAUUGCGAAAGAAAAAGGCACCCAGUAUUUCAAAGAUGGGAAAUACAAACAAGCCACGUUACAGUACAAGAAAACCGUAUCCUGGCUGGAGCACGAAACCGGCCUGUCGGAUAUGGAGAAGACAAAAUCCAGGGACUUGAGGCUGGCCGCCCAUCUCAACCUGGCCAUGUGCCAUUUAAAGCUGAAGGAGUAUUCCCAGGUCUUGGAAAACUGCAAUAAGGCGCUGGAACUGGACUGCAACAACGAGAAGGGUCUCUUCCGGCGAGGGGAGGCUCGGCUGGCCAUCAACGACUUUGAGUUAGCCAGGGCAGAUUUCCAGAAGGUGCUACAGCUCUACCCAAGCAACAAGGCAGCCAAAGUCCAACUCACGAUCUGCCAGCAAAAGAUCCGCGAUCAGCACGAAAGAGAGAAGAAAAUGUACGCCAACAUGUUCCAGAGACUGGCAGACAAAGAAACCAAGCUGGGAGCCGAUCCCGGGUGCAAAGAAGAGGCCGAGCUGAAAGAGGGCAAGCAGAACGGCGUGGAGGAGAAAACAGAAGUCGACAUAGAGAUUUGAGGCCGAAGGUCGACCCGUUAGUUUUCUAAAACUGAAGAGUUUCCAGUGAUCUAGACCUUUAUUUUUCUAUCUGAUUAUUCAGUCGGGGGCAACGGCUGGGGGGCUGUUUAGCGUCUCUCUCUCUUUAUCUCUCUCUCUCUCUCUCUCUCUUAGGGAACGGUGGCAGAGCAGGGCCAAGUAACGUUUGAUGUGUUAUUUAUUCGGUCAUGCAUCCUUAUUCUCUUGUGGUUGUUGAUUCUCGGACGUUCCGUUAGGAUCCCUUCUCUUUGAGUUUCCUCUCCUCCCUGGCAAUCUUUCUCAGGGUCCCAGCUUGGCCUAAUCCAGUUUCACAUUUUACUCCCUUCCCCUCCUUUACUCUCCCCCUCCCCAUUUUUAAAGAAAGUUUUAUCUGCACAUGCACACAGCUAUUGCUGAGGGGCCUAAACACACAACAGUUCCCUUCUGCGGUCUCUCUCUCUCUCCCCCUCUUCUGUCUAUCUACAAUAUCUGUUUCUCUCCCUCCCUCCCUCCCUCCCUCUCCCUCCUGUCUAUC
Molecule: messenger RNA, 2048 nt
Organism: Crotalus tigris (Tiger rattlesnake)
Lineage: Eukaryota; Metazoa; Chordata; Lepidosauria; Squamata; Viperidae
Gene: FKBP4
Product: FKBP prolyl isomerase 4
Exons: 10
Coding region: 149-1516 (455 amino acids)
Molecular function (GO): peptidyl-prolyl cis-trans isomerase activity; protein binding
Source: RefSeq, a predicted model, not a curated record